This is a messenger RNA of Eimeria tenella, 206 nucleotides long. RefSeq lists its product as uncharacterized. NCBI's taxonomy places the organism in Eukaryota, Apicomplexa, Conoidasida, Eucoccidiorida, Eimeriidae. The record is from RefSeq and is a predicted model, not a curated record. The transcript is spliced from 3 exons. The annotation marks the transcript as partial.
AUGGCGGGCGAUGUUGAUGAAGAAACCAAAUACAUCAUUAACGUCAAACAAAUCGCCAAAUUCGUCGUUGGACUUGGCGAGAAAGUUGCCGCCAUGGAUAUAGAAGAAGGCAUGAGAGUCGGGGUGGACCGCAACAAGUACAAAAUUCAAAUUCCGCUGCCUCCGAAGAUCGACCCCACGGUGAUGAUGAUGACAGUGGAGGAGUG